Molecule: messenger RNA, 1933 nt
Organism: Styela clava
Lineage: Eukaryota; Metazoa; Chordata; Ascidiacea; Stolidobranchia; Styelidae
Source: RefSeq, a predicted model, not a curated record
UUGAUUAAAAUGGUGAUUCUACUUUACAGUCCAGAUUUAAAAAAGAAUCACUGUCACAAUUUGGAUAUAUUUGAUAACGAAUACCCAUUGCUAAGUAAUAGUGCCAUCAAACUGUUGUCCAUAUUUUCAACCAGUUACCUAUGCGUUAUGCGAAAGAAUCGGCUGUACAAUGCUCCAGAGCUACAUGUUGCAGAAACUUCUUUGAGGCCUCGUUUGCAAUCCUAUAUUGGAAACGAAACAGCAACAGAACUCUCACUAGACCUAAUUGUGUUUGUACAUGAUUUGGCAUGUACAUGUUUUUUAUGUGAAAUGUUUUGUAUGUACAUGUUUUAUAUGUGCCUUUCUUAUACAUAAUGGGUGCCCAGCACUGCAUUUCAUUAUGCAAAUAUAUAAAUAUUUUAUGUUUCAGCCAUUACAAUUUUUGGCCAGCACAUUAUUUCAUAAUUUUUCUUCAUGUGAAAUGUUUUUAAGUUCAUCUUUUUUUGUCUAGAUUUCUAGAAGCAUGUUGAGGGCCCAGCAUUGCAUUAUUUAGCGCAAAUAUAUGGUAUUAUUCUCUGUUCCGGUCCUUUCAUUUUUUUGCCGGUCUGCGAGUACAUUUAAUUAAUUUUACCUGUCCACCAGGGUAGAAACCACUGAUCAACAUUACUGACAUAGCGGAGUCUAACGCUUGAACUACUAAGCCACUGAGGCUCAUUAAAAUAAAACUGAUCUAAAUGGUUAUUUUAUUCUUCACAGGCUCGAUUGUUUUCUUUAUAUCUGGGGUAAACAAAGAUCGUUGCACGCGAUCGAGAAAGCGGCGUUUGUGGUUGUUUUGGACGAUGAAUCCAAUGUAUUAGACGUUGAUGUCGUGACAAUUUUCUCAAAGUUCGUACGUCUGCUGUUGCAUGGAAAAUGCCAUAACAGAUGGUUUGACAAAUCUUUCCAAGUUAUUUUCUACAAAAAUGGGUGAUUCGGAAUGAACGCGGAACAUUCCUGGGCUGACGCUCCGAUCAUGAGUCAUCUUGCGAAAGAAGUCUUGUACGAUGAGUUUGCAAACUUCGGAUAUAAUGAUGACGGUACCUGCGUUGGAGAAUUAACUACGACCCUUCUUCCUCCUCAGCGUUCAUAAUAGAACAUUCCAGAACCUUGCAUCGACGUCAUUUAAACAAGUCUAAAGAUUGCAAAGCUUUUAUCUGAUGACGUAGACCUCCACGUGUUCCCAUUUCGUGAAUUCGGAAAAGGAUUGAUCAAAACUUUCCGAAUGUCUCCUUAUGCUUUUAUCCAAUUGUCUCUUCAACUUGCACAUUUCAGGGACAAAGGUCAUUUCAGUUUAACUUAUGAAGACUCGAUGUCGAGAUUGUUCCGAGAAGGGAGGACUGAGACUGUUCGUUCAUGCAUGACUGAAUCCUGCGCUUUCGUUCGGGCCAUGGAAGAUCCAGAACAAACUGUUGCUGACGAUGGCUACGGUAUCUCCUACAUUAUCUGCCACGAAAACACCAUGAUGUUUCACAUCUCGAGCAAAGUCUCCUCUCACGAGACCAACUCAUCUCGAUUUGCUGAUAACAUCGAAAAAGCAAUGAUGGAUGUGAAGGACCUCUGCGAAUAUGCAAAGAAAAAAUAAUUUGAGAAAAAAAAUUAGGAAUUAUUAUUAGGUUUUAAUGCAUUGUGUUUUAUAAAAUAAAGGGGGGAGCACUGGGGGUAAAAAAGUAGGGGAUUUUAUUUUGAUUUUACUUUUACUUUUGUGUGAAAAAGCGUGUUCUAUUUUUUCUGUAAUAUUUACUGAUUGUGUUUUCAUCUUAGUGUAAAACAGAUUUGGAAACCAAGAAAAAAAAAUUCUGAGGGAUGGGGGAAUUUUUCAGAUAAAUUUGAAUUUGAGUAAAAUUUUAUAUAAAUCACGAUUCAGCAUACUUGCAUAAAUAUUUUGUCAAUUUUGAACAAACCGGCAGUGGCUAGG